UUGAGUAAAACACAAGCAAAAGAAGACCACAACAGACUCAUUGACGCAGACAUGGAAACAAAAUCUUACCAAGGAUUUGAUAGUGUGUUUAAUCAUAUCAGAGAGUUUGGUCCCUAUCAAGCCAAGGUUUACUUUGGAGCAUCUUUGCUGAUUCUACCUCUUGGAAUGCAGCUUGCUUGCCUGGUGUUUGCAAUGGGAACCCCCCAGUUUCACUGUGCACAAGUCAACUCGACAUGUCCCCCCAAUAAAUGCUGUGAUAACUGUACAUCGUACUCGUUUGAUGGUCCUUUCACGAGUAUUGUGUCCGAUUGGAAUCUAAUUUGUAAUCGGGCUCACUUGGCCGCCAUMACGCAGUCUGUAUUCAUGGCAGGGAUGCUGGUAGGAUCGGUUAUAUUUGGCAUCGUGUCCGACGCAUUUGGUCGACGAAAAACCAUUUAUUUUGCCAGCCUGGUCAUGGUGUUAUCUGCCGUUGGAUCAGCCUUUACCGACUGUCUGUCGUUCUUUGCCUUGUUACGGUUUGUUGUUGGAGCAUCACUGACAGGCGUCAUGAUCACACUCUUUGUUUUUAAUAUCGAACUUGUUGGKCCAUCAAAACGAGCAAUGGCUGGCAAGAUAACAGACUUGCACUGGGUGAURUCUGGUGCAUUAGCGGUCGUACUGGCUUACUUUAUACGAGAUUGGAGGAAUCUCCUGCUGGCCUGUGGUCUCCCUCUUCUCGCUGUUUUCYUKUUUUGGAGAGUAUUUCCUGAGUCUGCUAGGUGGCUUGCGUURAAAGGAAAAAGACUUGAAGCUUGUGAAACUCUGWUAAAGUUUGGACGAAAAAAUGGCAAGUCAUUGGAUGAUGACGCUAUUAUGGACGCACUAAUAACUACCGGUGAAGACCAACAAGGGAAUUACAAAACAAUUUUGAAGCGAUUGACAGACUUAAUYAAAGCCAAGAAACUUAGAAAAAGAAUGUUGAUCCUCUCUUUUCUCUGGAUGUCCGUUAGCAUGUCAUUUUUUGGAUUUAUAUUGUAUGUGCCGAGCCUGUCAGGAAAUCUGUACCUCAACAUGUUUCUGCUGUUUCUGGUUGAUUUACCGCACACUCCCAUUGGAUGGUUUCUUAUGCAAACGAUUGGUCGUCGUUUAACGAUUUCUUUGUUUUACUUGUUUGGUGGGGGUACUUGCCUACUUUCUUUAGCCGUCAAAGAUUAUCCAAAAGUCGUCAUUGCCAUUACCAUGAUUGGGAAGUUUUUCUGUUCAGCUGCAUUCUCGGUUGUGUAUACUUACACUACAGAGCUCUUCCCCACCGCAGUCAGGAACGUGGCAGUAGGGAUAGGAUCAAUGUCUGGUCGCCUUGGUUCAAUUAUUGCACCAUUCAUUGUUAUGCUGGCCCAGCUUCCAAACGUGAGUGUGACUCUACCAAUUGCCGUCUUUGGUGUUGUAACCGUUGCAGCUGGUUUACUCUCACUGUGCCUCCCAGAGACGCUUGGUAAAAUCAUGCAYCAAACAGUAGAGGAGGCMGAAACUUCMCCGGACAGCUACAAAAUACCCUGCUGCCCCAGGAGAAAAUACCCCUUGACGACACCAGUAGAAGAUKUCGRUGAAGAUGCAAAGGAUGAGACGAAAUUAUAGCUAAAAACGACAAAAAGUCAUCACUUUUAGUUAGGCGGCAACGUUAGAUUAGAUAGACAAAACAUUAUACAUUAUACCUUGCUUCAUCAUAGCCAAAAAUAAAAAAUGAAAAUAAAUAACAUGCUAUAAAGGUUAAUUUCCGGUAAAAUCAACAAUUUUUCAGUUAAUACUACACUGUGCAUUUAAUAAAAAUCURUAUU
Molecule: messenger RNA, 1814 nt
Organism: Exaiptasia diaphana
Lineage: Eukaryota; Metazoa; Cnidaria; Anthozoa; Actiniaria; Aiptasiidae
Product: organic cation transporter protein
Exons: 10
Coding region: 52-1614 (520 amino acids)
Biological process (GO): transmembrane transport
Cellular component (GO): membrane
Molecular function (GO): transmembrane transporter activity
Source: RefSeq, a predicted model, not a curated record